Molecule: messenger RNA, 1708 nt
Organism: Pleuronectes platessa (European plaice)
Lineage: Eukaryota; Metazoa; Chordata; Actinopteri; Pleuronectiformes; Pleuronectidae
Product: kinesin-like protein KIF27
Exons: 3
Coding region: 1-1041 (346 amino acids)
Biological process (GO): mitotic spindle organization; microtubule-based movement
Molecular function (GO): microtubule binding; microtubule motor activity; ATP binding
Source: RefSeq, a predicted model, not a curated record
AUGGGCGAGGUGUGUGUCAAGGUGGCGCUCCGUGUGCGGCCGCUGCUUCCGAAUGAACUCAUCCAGAACCACAAGGUAUGUGUGCGGAUAGUACCGGACACAGCUCAGGUUAUGGUCGGUUCCGACAAACUCUUCUCCUUCGACCACGCGUUCGGGCCCACGGCCACCCAGGAUGAGGUGUACAACUCCUGCGUCCAGCCCCUGGUCGAGACCCUGCUCCAGGGCGACAACGCCACUGUGUUCUGCUUCGGACAAACCGGCUCAGGGAAGACGUACACGUUCGGAGGAGGGAACCUGGGUGAGGAAGGAGGAAUCAUUGACCGUGUGGCCAAGAAUGUGUUCUCAUUGUUGGGGGAGAAGAAGAACAGUGAUGGAGUUGAGACAAAAGUGCGCGUCACAUAUUUGGAGCUGUACAUGGAGCAGCUGCAUGACCUGCUGGAGCCUCAUAACACUGACAAAGAGCUUUUUAUCAGUAAGAACGACAAGGGAAACACAGUGGUGGUGGGAGCCAAACAUUUUUUCGUCACCUCAGCAGAGGAGCUACUCUCCGUUGUAGAGGCGGGUAACAUUCUGCGCCACAUCAAAACCACGGGGAUGAAUGAGCACUCCAGUCGCUCUCACACCAUCCUCACCCUUCAGGUCGAACAAGGUUUCCCCAACAACAAUCCCUCCUUAAAGCCUUCCUGCUCCUCCAAACUCUGUCUGGUCGACCUGGCAGGCUCGGAGUUUGCUCGGAAAGGGAACAAGGCAUCACGGCACAACGAGUCUGCUCAUAUCAACAGGGGCCUGCUCGCACUGGGAAACGUUAUCCGUGUCCUGGCCACCCGUGCUCACAACAACUGCAAAAGCACACACAUACCAUACCGUGAUUCCAAGAUCACCCGUCUCCUCCAGGAUUCACUGGGAGGCACUGCCCAUACAUUGAUGGUGGCGUGUGUGAGCCCCUCUCACCACAGUAUAGCUGAGACUGUGGGUGUUUUGCAGUGUGCAGCUAAGGCUCGUCACAUCCGCAACUGUCCGACAGCCACAUCUACUCACUGAGGCAGACCAAGAGCUCAGACAAGAUCUCAAUGGAUGCAAGGGGAUGAUACAAAAGUUAAAAAAGUUACAUCACACGGACGUUCUGGAAGCACAGCUGAUGGAGAACAGAGGACUUACUGUGACUUACUCAUAGAAAACAUCGGUUCAAGAAUCUCAAGGCCAAAUGUCUAUUCUAUGAGACUAGGAGUGGGUGGAGAGAAUUACCUGUCACAGGGGAGGAGGCUAUAUAAGGGCUGGGUGUGUCCUCUUCAAAUGCCUUUGUUUGAGACCAUGCUGCCACACCAGUAAGUUUGUCUAUUUAUCUUAUAUGAUUUGAGUAGGUUUCAACAGAGUGCAUCCUAUUUUAAUUUAUACCUGACUUAACAGACCAAGCUAUAAUGUUACCAAGCAGACAGAACCAUAAAAGAGAACCUGUAAGUAACUUGUUUAGAUGAAAAGAAGUUGUUUAUUGUUUUGUAUUUACUCUGUAUUUGUUCUAUAUGAACAGGACCAAAUGUAAGCAACCAUUGACUAGGGGGUCGUCCAUUACACCAACCUUCCUACCCUGAAGGUUGGUGUAGAUCAACCUCACCUCUAAUAAAUGGUUAAAUAGCUCUUGGAUCCUUGUUUGAAUGUGCCCACCAGCUAGAGGUUCUAUGGUCCAGUAAUAAAGCACAACAGAAACAUA